Ramularia collo-cygni is the source of this 1716-nucleotide messenger RNA. RefSeq names its product related to scramblase family protein. Gene Ontology annotation, cellular component: plasma membrane. NCBI's taxonomy places the organism in Eukaryota, Fungi, Ascomycota, Dothideomycetes, Mycosphaerellales, Mycosphaerellaceae. The record is from RefSeq and is a predicted model, not a curated record. The coding region runs from base 1 to 1716 and encodes 571 amino acids. The transcript has a single exon. Gene Ontology annotation, biological process: plasma membrane phospholipid scrambling. Gene Ontology annotation, molecular function: phospholipid scramblase activity.
AUGUCCGCAGCACGGUGGGCUCUGCGUCUACCUCGAGCUCGAUUGCUUUCAGCCCCACGCCCCGCUCAACGACGAUUCCUACGAUCCAAACCGCGAAUAAUCCCUCGGGCAAGCAGUUCCAACCCCAGCAAAGGAAUCGAGAGCAACGAGAUCGACAACAGACGGAUUGAAGUUCCCAAACACGAAGAGACAAGUCCCUCAACAGAAGCAGCCCCCUCAACUCAAUCAAAUGAACCAGCAACACCCCCGUCAAAUGGCAACGCCGCCCUCUCUGCCGCUCUCGCCUCCUCCCCAUCUUCCGACCUCAUCAGCGAAGUUCACAUCCCGCAUGAUCCUCACUCAGUCCUCCCAUCAGAGCAUCCAGCCUUGAGCCUCCUUGCCAAUUCCUCGUUGAUCAUUCAACGUCAGAUGGAAAUGAUGAACCUGCUCAUCGGUUUUGAGCAAGCAAAUCGCUACAUCAUCAUGGACCCUCACGGUGCUACGUUGGGCUACAUUGCAGAGCAAGAUCAUGGGAUUGGUAGGAGCCUUGUGAGGCAACUUGCUCGGACACAUCGGAGUUUCACAACGCAUAUCUUUGAUAAAGAAGGACGGGAGGUGUUGAGAAUACACAGACCUUUUGCGUGGAUAAGCAGUCGCAUAAGAAUCUACGAUUGCGUGCCUGAAGGAGGAUACAAGGAGAGCGAAGAGACGGGAUUGCAAACACAGCAAGUCGAAGGAGUACCAGUCUCGAGAACAAGUCCACUGAAGUUGGAGGAAAUGAGGAUCAUUGGUGAAGCACAGCAACAAUGGGCUCCCUUGAGAAGGAAGUACAAUCUCUUCACCUUCCGCGAGGAGAUCACCACAGCAGAGGUUCCUCCUACAGAAACUACCACUCCUGACUCCGCAAUCGAAUCCGGAAUGGCACAAUUCGCCUCCAUCAACGAACCUUUUCUCUCCUGGGAUUUCACUCUGCGUAACGAUUCCUCUGCCCCUGUGGGGAGCGUCAAUCGCAACUUCUCCGGGUUCGCAAGGGAGAUUUUCACAGACACCGGAGUCUACGCCCUGAGAAUGGAUUCCGCAGCGCAAACCACCGCUCUCGAGUCCGCAGAUGGCAAAGAACUAGAACGCCAUGAAAGAGAUGGAACCGCAAUGACCCUAGAUCAGCGAGCCGUAAUGCUCGCAACAGCAAUCUCCAUAGACUUUGACUACUUCUCCCGGCAUUCGGGCCAAGGAGGAGGAAUGGGUAUGAUGCCAUUUAUGUGGCCUAUGGGAGGUGGAGCAGCCGAAGGAGGCGCAGUUGGUGGUGCAGUUGGAGGCGCUGCUGGCGAAGCAGGUGCUAUAGAAGGUGCGGCUGGCGCUGCCGGUGCUGCCGGAAGAGGGAUUGCAGGAAGUGCAGGAAGUGAAGGCGCCGUUGCGGGGAUGGGAACCAUGGCUGGUUAUGAGGCUAUGCAGAGGGGUGCUGGCGGUCAAGCUCAAUCGCAGGCUCCAGUGGAUGAUGCGAGUCCGACUGCGGGAGGGAAUGAUCCCUUUGAUGCAGGAGGAGCGGAUGGAGGCGUUGGAGGCGGGAGUGAGGAUUUAUGGGGUGAGAGUGGAGAUCCUUGGGGUCAAAGUCAAGAUCCCUGGGGUGGUCAGGGAGGUGGUGGUGGUGGAGAGCCGCCUGCUUCUGGUGGUGGUGAUGCGGGUGGUGGCGAGGGAGGAGGAUGGCUGGAUACCAUAAGUGACUUCUUUGGGGAUUGA